Molecule: messenger RNA, 2448 nt
Organism: Ornithodoros turicata
Lineage: Eukaryota; Metazoa; Arthropoda; Arachnida; Ixodida; Argasidae
Product: sentrin-specific protease 1-like
Exons: 2
Coding region: 117-1076 (319 amino acids)
Biological process (GO): proteolysis; protein desumoylation
Cellular component (GO): nucleus
Molecular function (GO): deSUMOylase activity
Source: RefSeq, a predicted model, not a curated record
GGCCGGCUUUAACAGCAGCGCACUAUAUUUAAUUCGUGGAAUUGUUAGAGAAAUCAGAAAAUCACAACCCAAGGACCGACGUGCGUGAUCCCCCCCCAUCCCCGUCGAUUGCCCGAAUGUUCCAAGACUUCGUCCCCAUCUUGAGCGCCAAGUCUCGAUGCCGCUGUCGGGCCGACUCUCGGAACUUUGAGGCCUGCCUAGACGGUCGCGGUGCUUUUGUCAGAGCUCUACCAUCCAUCCUGGCGGAAGCGAACACGGGAAGGACGAUGGCGGAUCUCCUUCCGCUGAUGAAGGACUGCUGCGUCGCUCUGCAACGGCUGGAGGACACCUGUCCCGACUUCCGGUACCGCAAUGGUACCACAAAGAGGCCGGCCUCGCCCAGCGAAAACGGAGACGCCGAGGAGGACGACGAGUUCGGUUCGAUGAGGAAGCGAGUCAAGUACGUGCUGCUCAACGAAAAGGCGGGCCGCUCGCUGAGCAGGAAGGCGGGCUACAACGUCACCGUCGAGGACGUCCAGACCGUGCUGAGGCGCAACUGGCUGAACGAUGUCGUGAUCGACGUGUACAUGCAGCUCGUGGCGGAGAUGGCGCAGGAGAAGGGCGGCGCGGGCAGCGUCCACGCGCUCACCACGCACUUCUUCAGCGUCCUCCGCAGCCGGGGCUACAAGGCGAUCCAGAAGUGGACCGAGAACGUGGACCUGUUCUCGUACCGGCUCGUCCUGGUGCCCGUCCACGACCUGGACCACUGGUCCCUGGCGGUGCUCAACGUCGAGGCGAAGCAGAUAGACUUUUACGACUCGAUGGGGCGCAGGAACGAGGACUGCUGCAGGAUGCUGAUGGACUACCUGCGGCGCGAACAUCGGCACAAGACCGGCCGGAAACUCGUACCUGACACGUGGGACCACAACUUUGUGCGCAACGUCCCCAUGCAGACCAACACGUACGACUGCGGUGCCUUUGUGUGCCUCUACGCGGAGUGCCUAGUGAGGGGAAUCCCGUUCGAAUUCUCGAGCAGGGACCUGCCCAAGUUGCGCUACCGCAUUGCCUACGAGAUUCUGCAGGGGCGCCUGCUCUGAACUUGUCGUUGAUGAAGCGCCGGGUUGACGAAGGCGUGUUCCGCGUUCGCGUUCAACGGGAGCACCUCUCAAGCAACGAGACGGGAAGCAUUGUUUUGUUUCACCAGACAAGAGAGCAGGGGGGAAUGGGGCUUAAGGGGACGUGCCACAAAAUUUUCCGCGACAUCCUAUGUGAAGACAUUACAGGUUACUGCGACAGGGUGAUUUCAGCCACAGCAAAAGGACUUGCUGACUUGCCUGUGAUCUUUUUUUGGUAGAAUCUGAUGCGUAGAAUUACUCAUGUGCUGUUUUUUGUUUUCUGCGUUCCUGAAAUUUAUGCCAACUUUUCCGUUGUCACGAGUGCAAGUGCACCUUCUGCUCAUUUCGGCUCAUUCUAGCCUUAUUGUCGGUUACUCUCUGUGCCAUUACACUAUCAUUCAUUUAAUACAUUGUAAAUUUUCUUAAUUUUAUCUCUUUUUUUUUUAGUUUAUCGCUCACAUCUGCUUUUACUUGCCUCUUCAAGUGCCAGUACAGACUAAAAAAAAUUUUGUUUUGUACUGUGGGACAGCAAGCAGUGUGCUAUCUGAUAAGUUUGUAGUUUUGAUAUGUUUGUACCUUUAUAUUUAAUGUUUUUAUUCCUUUACGUUUAAAAAUUACCUUUAGAUUUUUAAGUCUCGCCCGUAGUGUUUUCAGCGCAUUUAUCCGCAAAGGUACCAUUGGAAAACUGCUUGUUGGAUGUGUUACUGUGAUAUAUUUUUCCGCAGAGUUUUUAGAUCAGUCACAGUGAACUUCAUGGAAAAUCAUGAUCAUGGUUGUCUCACAACGUAACCCCACAAAUUAUCACUAUCAGUGAACUUGAUAUGAUUGUGUCACACAGAAAAAUCCAGUGUGUUCAGACUUGUGUUUCAUAAUGACUUCAUCAUUAUUCUGUUGAGAUGUUGAUGGUAAAGGAUUAAUCAAAGGCAAUAUUGUCUUGUUCAGCAACAUCAGAUAACUAUCCAGCUAGCUAUUGUAGACCUUCCUUCCAGCAUGUUCAAAUCCCGUGGUAACGAAAAGUUUAUGUACCAGAACAAUUAAAACCAAAGAGGCAAGGUUUUAGAAGCACUGUGUUCAUGUUGUUUCGUGUGUACUUAAAGAAGAAAACAAGCCUUCAAUGUCACUACCUCAGUGUGAGAAAGUGCCAACACUAGAAAUGUUAAGACACAUAAUGUGCUCCGGUACUGUUUAACUGUACAAGAAGCGAAAGCUUCGGUGUGCUCUUGUCUGAAACGUUUCAGCAGUGUCACAUUGCACUGUGCAGUGACUUCACUUGAAGCAGUUUGGAGCAGUUGUUUGGGCGAAUCAAGAAUCCUUCUACAGGGUGUUCCAGAAAACGUGUCAUUGAAUUAUAAUA